AUGGCUCGUUAUGAACGAUUUGAUGAUGAUGUACCGGCACUCAAAUCAAACCCGCUAAGUAGAUCGAAUAUUUCAAACGAUCCAGAAAUAAACGAAAAAAUCGAUCUAUUUGUACCAACGAACGCGUCACUUUCUGUCGAAGACGAAAGAACAACUCGACAUGCUCUCAUAACGUUAAAUAUUAUUUCAAUUGUUGUCAGUACUGUCUGUGGCAUAAUUACGUUUUUCUUAGCUGUCGAGGAACGAUCUGUCUCGGCACUUGGCUUUGCUGUGGACACAAUUCUUGAUGUCCUUGCAUUUCUAACUAUCAUAUGGCGUUUUACAAGUUCUCACGAUCAAGUGAAGAAAGAAAUCUACGUCUUAAGAAUUCUCGCUGUUCUAUUUUUUGCAUCGGGUUUCGGUGUCUUUAUCGAUUCAGCCAUAGAUAUUCGUCAUAAAAUACAUCCAAUACCAAAUCAUUACCUCGUUGUUGCUGUCGCCAUUCAAACAAUUGUCUUCUUCUGUUUAGCUUUUGGCAAAUAUACGGUAGCAAAAAAAUUAAAUGUUAUUUCUGCAUAUUCUGACGCAUUCAACACAUUUAUUUCUGCAUCAAUGGCAUUGUCUGUUGCUUUUAGUAUUACGAUCUAUAAUUCAAAUCCCAGUGUUUGGUAUUUUGAUCCCAUGGUAGGCAUGGUUAUAUCUGUCACAAUUAUGGUCUAUGGCGUCUGGAUGAUGUUUAAGUCAUUUCGAGAGAUCUAA
Adineta ricciae is the source of this 738-nucleotide messenger RNA. Lineage: Eukaryota; Metazoa; Rotifera; Eurotatoria; Adinetida; Adinetidae. The record is from the annotation of a GenBank genome assembly.